ACAGAGAUCUAGAGAGAGACGGAUCUAGAGAGUGAGUGAGAGAGAGAGAGAGAGAGAGAGAGGUUUAGAGAGAGAUCAGCAUGGUGGUGGCGCUGGGACCCGGGCGGUUCUACGGCAGCAGCCUCCCGCGGCCGCGCUUCUUCCCUGGCGGCGACCGCGUCGACCCGCCGGAGUCCGUCACCGACCCGCUCCUCGCCUGGGCGCGCGAGGCGCACUGGUCCAUGGGCGGCCUCGGCUCCAAGCGCCUCCGCCUCCAGGGCAGGAUCGAGGGAUCCAUCGACAAGCUCCGCCGCCGCGCACGCCGCGAUGCCAGGGUCAAGGCCCGCGCUGCCGGCCAGAAGCCCGCCUCGCUCGCUGCGCUCGGCUCUGACGACGACGUCGCCAGCGACGGAGACUCCGACGAGGAGGCGGCGGCGGCCCAGCAGCGGAUCCUGAACCGGGAGGUCGUCGACGAUGACGAGGAUUCCGACGGGUCCGAUGAGUCGGAUGACGAGCCCCUCGCAACCAUCGCCACGGCGGCCAAGAAGAAGCGCGCGAGGAAGCUCGGCGACGAGUUCGACCGCAUUGCUGCCGUGGAGAAGAAGCAGAAGCCGCCGGCCGCGAUGCCGGCGAGGACGUCGCCGAGGAGGAAGGCCACAGCGGAGGCUUUCGCACCAGCGCCGGCUAGCGCGUCGAUGAAGAGGAAGGCUUCCGCUCCAGCGGCUGGGGCGACUGCGAGGGCCUCACCGAGGAGGAAGGCUGCCGCGACCUUCCCGCCGGUGGCUAGGGCAAGGAGGACCUCGCCGAGGAACAAGUACUGAGCCGUGGUAGCUGUAUGUGCAGCUCUAGUUCCUUGUUCUGUUAUAUCUCUAGCUCUAGGUCUUUGAAGUCGUAGUCCUGAAGAUGUAAUCUGUGCCAAGUGUUGGAAUGAUUAAAUGAAAUGGAAAUAUGGAAUGAAUGCUUAUCUCUGAACUA
Molecule: messenger RNA, 954 nt
Organism: Phragmites australis (common reed)
Lineage: Eukaryota; Viridiplantae; Streptophyta; Magnoliopsida; Poales; Poaceae
Exons: 1
Coding region: 81-800 (239 amino acids)
Source: RefSeq, a predicted model, not a curated record